GAUGAAAUUGUCUGGAUUAAUUCUCUAGUAGUGACAGAGACGCUCAGCGUUUCGCUCAAAAAGAAACUUUUUGACUUGGAGGCUAAGCUAACAGCUAGCUAGCCGGCUAGCGCAGCCGUCAGUUGGCUGGUCGUUACCACUCACUGUUUGGGAACCACCUGACAACCGCUCACAUGAUUUUAACUACGGCGACCGGCCACGGAUGACAGCAGGAAGCUGACGUUCUGCGUGUGCUUGUGUGUUAGGCGUGAGUCUGGAUAAUCGGGGAGUUGAAUAGAGGCUCGUUACUCCACAACAACAACAACAACAACAACAACAACAGCAAGAUGUUUGGUAAGAAGAAGAAAGCUCCGCAGCCCAGAGGCCAGGGCGCUGCAGCGGCCAAGCAGAUGGGUCUGUUUGUAGACCUGGACUCGGAGGACAUGAUGAUGGGUGUGGAGGAGAACCUCAACGACCAGGACCUGGAGGCUGAACUUGCUGCAAUCACUGGACAUAAGCCUGUUGCCAGGGGACAAGUCAAGCCGAAGGGGAAGGCCCCACUGCCCAUGGAGGAUAUUGCAAAAAUGGCCGAUGAGUGUAUGAGAGAAGCAGAUGACGAUGAUGAUGAUGAUCUGGAGGAUGAUGAAGAUCUGUUGGCGGAGCUACAGGAUGUGGUGGGUGAGGGGGACGCAGAAGAUGCCACUACUCUUCCCUCCACAUCCUCUGCUACAGCUGAAACCCCAGAGUCCCCAUCGCUGCAGCAUCAGGAAGUGAAGGUCUCCUCAGCGGCCCCUGGCAGCCUCCAGCACACCCUGGAGGAGAGAGUAGCCAUGUACAGGACGGCUUUACAAAACGCCAAGACCACAGGAGACACCUCCAAAGCCAGGAGGUUUGAUCGUGGCUUAAAGACUUUGGAGACGAUGUUGGGUUGUGUGAAAAAAGGGAAGCCAAUAAACGAGGCUGAAAUGCCUCCACCUGUUGCCACCGGAGCGCCGAGUGCCGCCCCCCAACCUCCUGUUCCUGCACGACCCCCUCCCCCAGUACCCAAGAGAACUGACUGCGCUACUUCAGGUCAAGAGGUGGAAUCAGAGGGCACAACAGCACCACCUGAAGUCAUCACGCCCACCAGUGACCAGCAGUGCUCUACCAGUGCACCCAGUCUGAGCAGCCUCUCUAGUCCAGAGGAGCAGACAGAGGAAGCUGCUCAGCAGCCUCAGGCUCCUCACAGGGACGCAAACGAGGCGACCAAGACGAUGCUUUUGGAGCGACAGAAAGAAUACAGGAUAGCAGCGCUGAGAGCCAAGAAGCAGGGAGACGUGGAGCAAGCUAAGGGUUACAUGAAGACCUGCAAGAUGUUCGAUGCAGUGAUCGAGGCGUUGGAGAAAGGACAAGCAGUUGACCUGAGUGGCCUCCCGCCGUCUCCAGAGCAGGGAGGAAGCUCCACUGCAGGGAGCGAUGUUUCCCCUGGGCAAAACACAACAACCCCUCAACCAGCUGCAGCCUCAGCUCCUGCUUCACAGCCAGUCCCUGCAGCUCCCAAAGACGUGCUGGAGGCCCUCGAACAGAGACGAGCCAAGUACGUGGAGGCAGCGACUCAGGCUAAAGCCAGCGGAGACGAACGCAAGGCCCGGAUGCAUGAUCGUAUCGCUAAGCAAUACCAGAGUGCCAUCAGAUCUCACAAAGCAGGAAAAGCCGUGGACUUCGACGAGCUGCCGGUUCCCCCCGGGUUCGGUCCGCUCCCGGGUCAGAAGGCCUCGACAGCUGAGCAGGGAUUUGUUGCUGCUCUGGAGGCGGCCGAUAAACUCGCCACCACUGAUGCUGCCGAAGAACCGGACGAAGACGAUGAUGAGGAAGCGGUGGAAGAGUCUAAACCUGCUGUUUCAAAAAAACCAAAGAAGCCCACGCUGGCCGUCCCCCCUACAGCGCAAGCACAGAGAAGCACGCUUGCAGCUUCGCCUGAGAAAACUGUCGCCAGAGAAGAUCUUCCACCAACAGCAGUUCAGCAGCUGGAGUUCCUGGAAGGUCGGAAGAAGCAGUACAUGAAGGCGGCCGUGCAGGCGAAGCAGAAGAAGGACAUGGAGCAGGCGAAGGUUCUCCUCCGCACCGCCAAAAGCUUCGACCCAAUAAUCGAAGCCGCACGCAGCGGGAAAACAGUGGACAUCAGCACAGUGCCGUCGCCUCCUGGUGAUGAAGACGAGGACUUCAUCCUGGUUCACCACAGCGACGUUCAGAGCUCGGACAAAGCAGACGAGGUUUACACACAGCUGGCCAAGAUCCUCAAAGAACAGUACGAGAAAUGUUUGACCUACUCUAAGCAAUUCACACACCUGGGGAAUGUCUCUGAAACUACAAAGUUUGAGAAGCUGGCUGAGAGUUGUAAGAAGAGUCUGGAGGUCCUGAAGCUGGCUCAGUCGAGGGGUCUGCCUCCUCCUAAACAUCACUUUGAGGAGAGGUCGUUUCAAACUGUCAGAAUCUUUCCGGACCUCAGCAGUACUGAGAUGGUCAUCGUUAUUGUCAAAGGGAUGAAUCUACCAGCACCAAGUGGAAUGCAACCAAACUAUCUGGAUGCUUUCAUCAAGUUUGACUUCCCUUACCCGAGUGCAGAGCAGCCUCAGAAACACAAAACGGCAGUUAUCAAAAACACCAACUCCCCAGAAUACAACCAGAGUUUCACAUUGUCUAUCAAUCGAAAUCACCGCGGCUUCAGGAGGGUGGUGACAUCUAAAGGUAUCAAACUGGAGCUGCUGCACAAAGGAGGCUUCCUGCGGAGCGACAAGCCCAUCGGGACGGCUCUCGUGAAGCUGGACAAGCUAGAGUCACAGAGUGAAAUCAGGGAGAUCGUAGAGGUGAUGGACGGUCGCAAGGCCACGGGAGGUCGCGUUGAGGUCAAGAUCCGACUGCGGGAGCCUCUGAGUGGACAGGACAUGCAGAAAAGUACAGAGCGCUGGCUGGUGAUCGACCAGUCUCAGGUUCUUCUUUAGAUGCUUCUGAGAGAUUAGAGCAACCUCACAAGAUUCAGCUGAGGAGGAUGUGAGGAGAGGAAGGAUUGUUGACAUCUGAUGGAACUUGGAGCUAAACAGGUCUUUAACUUGUUUAAACUGUUGCACAUUUGCAAGACACACUAGCCCCUUUUGACGCCGCCGUUCACCACGAAGAGCCCGGGAACUGGUUUAGGCAGCGCCUCAAUGACCCCGUCAUUAGCGAGGAGCUGCGGUGCCCUGACACAUACGUUUGACUUGAGGGCCACGAGGAGGAGACUGUUCAGGAGGCGUAUCAGAGAAAAACACUCAGGUAAAGAUCAGGAACCCACUGAUGGAGCCAGCAGCCGAUCCACUGACAUCGAAGGGACUGUGGAGCUAAGCUGAUCCUGCUGCCCAACAUGACGCUAGUUAAUAUAUCAAAGAAUGUGUGCGCAUCCCUCCGGUAUCUAGAACUGCACCUAUGCACUAAUGCCAAAGUAAUCACCGUUGCUGUAAAAUCCUGCAUAUUUGAAACUGUCUUUAGCUGCCAAAACGGUUUCAGUGAUACCACACCUUAAUAUACUUGACAAGAUAUAAACUAAUUAUUUCAACACAAUCUAUUUGGCAUCUGGUGAGAACAUCAAGCUUCACAAGCCAAGAAACGGGGCACUGACCAAGUUAUACACAUUAAUUUAGAUUGAACACUUUGAUUAUUCGUUACUGUGAUCACUGAACCGUGCACUUAUCUGCAACUUUAGGGGCGUUAGACUUGUCUUGUUUACACAGAAGAGCACAAAUUCGUGCAGGAUUAAUGGGAAACACUUAAGGGUUUCAGUCUACAAGCUAAAUAUUAAUUUAUGUUAAGUGUAAUAAAGUUUGUUAUAAUAAACAUUAGUAUGUGAAUCAACUGUAAUAGCUAAAGAAACAGUUGGACAUUUUGGGGAAACUGUUUUCAUGCUUCUCGUGUGUCUGCGUUAAAUGUGAAAGAGCUCGGCCUCCAGACCCUCCCGCGCCAUUGAUCUUCUCAGCUGAACAUGUUUUUAAAACUAUGCACCAGUUCUCAUGCAGUGGAAUUGAAAUCUUGGAAUAAUCCUCUUUUAAAAAGGUCAGUUUACUUAGAUUAAAAAGAUGCUUUUGCUUCACAAACCCAGACUAUUUAUUUCCUACAAUUAUACAGAUUUAACAGGAUGUUAUAGUUAGAUUUAGUUUUAAGUAAUGUGUAUUUGUCCAGUUGUGGAAACAUUAAAUGCAGCUGUGAAAAAAACAGAGGUAAGCAUUUGUAUUAACUAGGGGGAACUGACCUUUAAAAGUUUCAGACAUAAACAAAAUGAGCCAAACAGUUUUACCUCAGCAUCACUAUGGUCACAGCAUUUCAGUUUCUCCUGUUAGCAAACAUCCCCUAAGUCAUGAAUAUGGUCAAGUAUCAUUUUGUUUUCUGUGGCUACAUGUUCAAGAAGGUCAAUGAUGUCACAAGUGUUUUAUCACCGGUUUGUUUUUCAAAAAUGAUUAAAACAGAAUCAAGACAUUGUUCUAUGGUGGAUUUUCCUUGUUCUCCUAAAAGUACUAUUAAAAAGUUGGUUUUAA
Messenger RNA from Betta splendens (Siamese fighting fish), 4523 nucleotides. It is a transcript of the gene cc2d1b, whose product is annotated as coiled-coil and C2 domain containing 1B. Bases 327 to 2960 code for a protein of 877 amino acids. Gene Ontology annotation, biological process: regulation of transcription by RNA polymerase II. Gene Ontology annotation, cellular component: nucleus. Lineage: Eukaryota; Metazoa; Chordata; Actinopteri; Anabantiformes; Osphronemidae. The transcript has 25 exons. The record is from RefSeq and is a predicted model, not a curated record. Gene Ontology annotation, molecular function: DNA-binding transcription repressor activity, RNA polymerase II-specific; RNA polymerase II cis-regulatory region sequence-specific DNA binding.